Molecule: messenger RNA, 1723 nt
Organism: Gryllus bimaculatus (two-spotted cricket)
Lineage: Eukaryota; Metazoa; Arthropoda; Insecta; Orthoptera; Gryllidae
Source: the annotation of a GenBank genome assembly
CCACUUCCUUCCCUUCUCUUCCCGUCCUGUCGAUCGCUCUGCGACCUUCAGGGACCUCCGCGAUUUUCUUUGCAUUAAGAAGUCCGUUAAACCUUUUUUUCGUCCGUAAAAAAUGUUUUCCAGACUUCUUCGAGUACAGGCUAUUGCUGCCCUACAAAAUAAUGGCAAGAACUUAUCUACAAGUGCCCAGAGCAAUGCCAAAGUUGCUGUUUGUGGUGCAAGUGGAGGGAUUGGACAGCCUCUAUCACUCCUCCUGAAGCAGUCCCCAAUGGUGACUGAGCUAUCCCUUUAUGACAUUGUGCACACACCUGGUGUAGCAGCUGAUCUUAGUCAUAUUGAUUCUAACUCAAACGUAAAGGGUUUUGCUGGCCCUGAACAACUCAGGGAUGCUCUGAAGGGUGCAGAUAUAGUCAUCAUCCCUGCUGGUGUACCCCGAAAACCUGGUAUGACACGUGAUGAUCUUUUCAACACAAAUGCGUCUAUUGUGCGGGACUUGGCCCAGGCCUGUGCUGAAGCAUGCCCAAAAGCUCUUAUUGGCAUCAUUUCCAACCCUGUUAACAGCACAGUUCCUAUUGCAUCUGAAGUGCUACAGAAGGCUGGUGUCUACGACCCCAAUCGUGUGUUUGGUGUCUCUACUCUGGAUGUUGUGCGAGCUAAUGCCUUUAUUGGACAGGCUAAGAAUAUUGACCCACAGUCUGUUAAUGUGCCAGUAGUUGGUGGACAUUCUGGAGUCACCAUUAUUCCCCUCAUCUCUCAAUGCAAGCCCAGUGUCAGUUUCCCUAAUGACCAAUUGAAAGCCCUCACAGAGCGCAUCCAGGAAGCAGGCACAGAAGUUGUGAAAGCUAAGGCAGGAGCUGGCUCUGCCACACUUUCCAUGGCGUAUGCUGGUGCGAGGUUUGCCUUCUCUCUGUUGCGUGCACUGAAGGGUGAACAGAACAUUGUAGAGUGUGCCUAUGUGCGCUCCAACAUCACAGAGGCCAAGUAUUUCUCAACACCUCUGCUCCUUGGGCCUAAUGGUAUCCAAAAGAAUCUAGGCUUGGGCUCCCUGUCAGAUUUUGAGAACCAGUUGUUAAAAGCAGCAAUUCCUGAACUGAAGAAGAAUAUACAAAAGGGUGAAGACUUCGUAAACAAGAGCAAGUAGAGACUUCCAGCAACCUGCUGCACUUGCGGGUGCCACUUGCCACGCGUUGCUGCCAUUGCCAGAGUGACUGUGUGGGGUGUACAUAAUUGUAGACUGAAUACUUUGUAUAGAGAAACCAUAAAAAAAUAAAAAUGCUUAUGCACGGGUAUAUAUAUUGUACAUGAGAAAACCAUGAUCAAUCAUGAGUGACCUGAACCAAACCCAAUUGUAUUGUUAUUUAAAUAAAUGAAAAUCUUCAAGGAUCUGUCCUGGGAGACUGCUUUACACUGUUCAUUUUUGUACAUAACUACUUGUGUUUCUUGGAGUUGGCUGUUUAUGACAACAAAUGCGAACCUGUUAAUGAAAAGCCUUUUGCGAUGUUACUGAGCAGUCAAAUUGUGAGCUGUACAAACUACCUACUACUACAUUUACUAUUGAGAUAUAAAUUUCAAUUUCUGUUUGUAUUUAAAUGUUGGCUGAGAUUAGUGGUAGGAGUUGCCUUUAUGAAAAGUAAUGGGAUUAUGUGACUUCAACUAAGCUGCCCUGUCCAAAGUUAUUUCAGAGGUGUAUUAAAAUAAAAUUUAGUACCAGGUGUUUAAUGUG